UAUAUUUCAAAGCUUUUCCCGGCAUAAAAGGUAGUUACAUCGAAGCAUGUAAGGUACCCAAAGGGAAGAAAGCACCCUCGAAGUCCAUAAUUUUGUGAACAAGCAACAUGGCGCAUAGCCUUCAGCUUCACCUCCUUCUUCUCGCGUUGAUCCCCAUCCAACAAUGCGGCGGCCGUCUCAUUGAUCUCGAAGAUAUCGUUUACAAAUUCCUCCUGCUAAAUUGCACUAACAAUGAAAGGCUGGUAACUUAUGAUGUCUUUGGUGAUAACAAAACACGAGGCCCCCAUCCCGAACAAGACCUUUUUAAGAACCCACCUGUGACGAUUGAAGUCGGACCGGUGACUUACGGCAAGGCUCAAGUACAGUCGCUACAGAUUUCUGCUGUUUAUGUACAGAUUUUUCACAACAACCAGACUGGUGAGGUAGGUAAGGCUCAGAUAUCAGAGCAAGUAGAGCACGAAGACGAGUACAUCUGGACCGUAGACAAGGGACUAGAGUUCACUGCUAAACUCACGUUCAGUGUAAACGUUCCACUGGUAUAUCAAUUCAGCUCAGAAUUUUCAACAUCAGUGAAGUCGAGUACUGGAUCCACAACGGUCGAAACACGCACAACGAAGCAAUGGAUUAAACAAGAGGUAGAAAUACCCCCUUUAUCCACCAUUGAAGCCAAGUGGUAUGUCAACGAAGCAAAAGUGGUGGUGCCGUGGGUAUUAGACAUCACCUUGAAGGGAAACGUUGCAGCGUUGUUUGAAAAGCCAGGCAAUCAACUAACCUGGAAGUACAUCCCCGUAAGCGGGAUUGAACAUGAACACAUCACAAAGAACGGAUCUUCCGUCUCUGUCCAAGCUUCAGGGCAGUUUACAGCAACCGUUGCUCAGAGCUAUCACCUUUCUACCAGUGAGAAAAAACUAACGCAGCGCACUGCGAGAUUGGCUAAAUUUAUUUUUGAGCAAGUGGAUGAAUGAACCGUAAUAAAGAGGAAUAAUACAGUCCUUCAAUGAAUAAAGACCGAAAAAAAAACAGUU
Ixodes scapularis (black-legged tick) is the source of this 1025-nucleotide messenger RNA. RefSeq lists its product as uncharacterized. The coding region runs from base 108 to 965 and encodes 285 amino acids. Lineage: Eukaryota; Metazoa; Arthropoda; Arachnida; Ixodida; Ixodidae. The transcript has 5 exons. The record is from RefSeq and is a predicted model, not a curated record.